AUGACGUCAUUCAUAUUAUUGAAGACUAAUUCUUUUUUGUUGAGGAUGAACAGAGAAGAUAAUGUGAACUGGUUUCAUGGGAAAAUAUCACGGGAAACUGCCGAAAAACUUUUAAAAGAAGAAGGUGAGGAUGGUGUUUUCUUAGUUCGCGAAAGUAAUACUUCCCCUGGUGAUUAUGUUCUGUCGGUUUUGCAUCAAGGAGAAGUGGUACACUAUCAGAUACGGAGGCAUGGAGAAGAUGCAUUUUUUUCAAUUGAAGAGCACACAACUGUCCAUGGAUUAGAUACAUUAAUACAGCAUUACCGUGGUGAUUCCAAUGGUCUUGUUACUCGCUUAUCAGUGGUUUGCAAAGGCCAACCUCCGCCACAUGAAUCUAGAACUCAAGGAACUACGAAUUUAUUGCAUCGGGCAACGGAGGCGGGCGAGUUCAACGUGGUGUCACAGCUGCUCGCGUGCGGCUACCGCAGCCGCGACGCCAAGAACCAGGACGGGCAGACCGCCGUGCACAUAGCCGCCAGGGCGGGCCGCGACAACAUACUCGCCAAGCUCAUCGAGAGCGGGGCGACUGUCAACGUACGCGACUCGUUCGGAUACACGCCAUUGCACUACACAUGUCAGAAUAACUUGCCGAGUACGACGGAGUUGCUUAUCACUAAGGGCAACGCGAACUAUCAAAUGAGGCACGCGCCGACCGGAAAGGUUCCCUUGCACGAUGCCGCGCAAAGGGGCCACAUUGAAUGCAUCAAGGUGCUCUUAAAACUGAACGCCCCAUCACAUCCGAGGACUCUUGCACAGGACACGCCCGCCGACUUAGCGAAACACUACGGACACAUGGAAUGUUACCAGUUGCUAAAAAACCACACGCCCGCCCCGCCCGGCACCAGUAGGGGGCAGUGGUACCACGGCACCCUGAACCGCGAGGAGGCGGUCCGCACGCUGGAGGAGUUCUGCCGCCAGCGCGGGCUGCACGAGCGCGCCACCGACGGCGUGUUCCUCGUGCGCUACAGCGAGCGCCACACCACCGCCUACGUGCUCACCGUGCUCAGCGAGAACACCCCGUACAACUACAUCAUAAGGAGAGAGAAUCAAUGGUUGUUUAUUGAUGAUGGGCCCUAUUUGGAGUCUCUGGAGAGACUUGUGGAGCAUUACAGCAGUGUACCAGAUGGUCUUCCUACCAGACUCAUCACCCCAGUGCCACCCAAGCCGAAACCGCCACUGCCCGAGUUCUCCACGAUGCCGCGCACGAAGAAAUCCUCCUCCAGCCGAGCGGCGAAAAACCAAACGCUGUCAUUAGUGAAGCGGGACAUCCUCGGGGCCGACCAGGCCUCGUCUCCCACCACGGCCGGCACCAACAACAACGCCUUCGAGCUGCUCACCAGGAACCUCUCCUUCUGCUCGGACUUCAGCAGCGACCGCAUCAACAACAACGAGGACCCGAACGGCGACAGCGACACGUACAAAGUGCCCGUCAACAACGCCGCCGUGGCGACUCUGGCGGAGAACUACAACGAAAUAUCUAUUAAUUCCGAUGGCCAGCUAUCCACACUGCAAGAGUUCAUCCCGAUGAGCGAGCUGACGCUGGGCGCGACGCUCGGCGAGGGCGAGUUCGGCUCGGUGCUGCGCGCCACCCACAGCGCGGCGGGGCAGCCGCCGCAGCCGGUGGCCGUGAAGACGCUGCACGCGCUGCACGCGGACGCCAACCGGCGCGAGUUCCUAGCGGAGGCGCGGCUCAUGAUGUCGCUGCGCCACCGCUGCAUCGUGCGCCUCAUCGGCGUCUCGCUGGGUCCCCCGCUGGCGAUGGUUCAGGAGCUGGUGCCUCUGGGCUCGCUGCUGAACUUCCUGCUGCGUUGCCCCGAGAAGGCGUCGCCGGGCUACGAGCUGAGGCUGUGGGCCUGCCAAGUGGCGGCCGGCAUGAGGUACCUCGAGAGGCGGCGCUUCGUUCACCGCGACUUGGCCGCCAGGAAUAUACUGCUUGCCACUAGGCACCAAGCGAAAAUCAGCGACUUUGGGCUGUCGCGGGCGCUCUCUUCGGACAGCUCUUACUACAAGGCGAGCCGCGGCGGCAAGUGGCCGAUCAAGUGGUACGCGCCCGAGUCGUACAACUUCGGCACGUUCAGCCACGCCAGCGACGUGUGGAGCUACGGCGUCACGCUGUGGGAGAUGUUCUCGUAUGGGAAGCAGCCCUACGGGGAUAUGCGGGGCGUGGAGGCAAUACAAAUAGUGGAAAGCGGGCAGCGUUUAGAGAGGCCCGAAAAUUGUCCCGACGAAAUUUACCAAGUGAUGCUUGACUGCUGGGCAUACAGUCCAGACCUGCGGCCAACAUUCAGCAAGCUUGUGGACGUUUUCUCACAGCAUCCAGACUAUGUGAACAUAAGCCAGAUGGCGUUAGAAAAUGACGAUGUUACAGUG
Molecule: messenger RNA, 2409 nt
Organism: Iphiclides podalirius (scarce swallowtail)
Lineage: Eukaryota; Metazoa; Arthropoda; Insecta; Lepidoptera; Papilionidae
Source: the annotation of a GenBank genome assembly